Macroventuria anomochaeta is the source of this 1488-nucleotide messenger RNA. Its product is annotated as DAO-domain-containing protein. NCBI's taxonomy places the organism in Eukaryota, Fungi, Ascomycota, Dothideomycetes, Pleosporales, Didymellaceae. The record is from RefSeq and is a predicted model, not a curated record. Gene Ontology annotation, molecular function: oxidoreductase activity. Gene Ontology annotation, cellular component: cytoplasm. The transcript has 7 exons. Bases 1 to 1488 code for a protein of 495 amino acids.
AUGGUCUUCCCAACUGCUAACCCCACCAAAUGCUAUUGGAUCGAGAAUGCCGAAUCGCCUCUGCGUAAUUUUCGCUCCAGCGACGAGUUACCAGCGGAGACUGAUGUAGCAAUUAUCGGCAGUGGCUACGCCGGCGCGUCAACCGCUUAUUGGAUUCACAAAUAUACAGAGAAGGCUUCGAAGCAGCCUCAGGUAACUCUCCUAGAAGCGCGAGAUAUUUGUGGGGGAGCCACUGGACGCAAUGGAGGACAAUUGAGACCGCACGCUUAUUCUCGCUAUCCGGCAUGGUCCAAACGCUUUGGACCCGAUGGAGCGAUGGGACUCAUCGCACAUGAGAUGGCCCAUUUAUCAGCAUUUAGGGACCUAGCUGAUGCAGAGGGUAUUGCUGAAGAAGUCUGUCUCAAAUUCGGGGAGACUUUUGACGCUGCCAUGACUGAUGAGGCCUGGACACGGCUCAAAGGCGCAUUCCAAGCCAUGCAAAAGGAUCAUGGCGAUGAAAACGAUAUUGUCAAGGCAUGCAGACUAAUCGAAGACGCCCGCGAAGCGGAAGAGUUUUCACAGAUGAAGGGGGCUCUUGCGGCAGUGGUGCAUCCUACAGGGCAAAUAUGGGCAUAUAAAUUUGUGCAUGCGCUUUUGCGUAUUGUUCUCCAAAAAGGCAAUCUGAAUUUGCAAGCUAAUACGCCAGUCACUGGUGUUUCAGAGCGAGAUGCCGACGGCUGGGUCACGGUCAAGACUGAGCGAGGAACGAUACGUGCCAGGACAGUAGUCCAUACGACAAAUAGAUGGGCUGCUCAUCUGCUUCCGGAGUUUAACAAGCUCAUACUACCUAUGAGGGGGACUGUCGCUGCGAUCAAGGCGCCCCCGGGAUUCAUCAAGCACACUGGUGCCCAGCACUGGGACAACACCGUUAAUAAUUAUCAUCUCCAACUCCCUCCCCCCUACAACACUAUCAUGAUUGGAGGAGCAAGACAAUUACUCGUCCAUAGGCCAAAAGAAUGUAUGUUGAACGAUGAAGAUGACCAAGAGAUUGCCGGAGUAGCAGAAUUCUUCAAGUCGUGGCCCGCCUCGGAUGUGACGGAUUGGCCGGGAUUGAGUCUUGCAGAGCUCAGCAAUAAAGUUGACCGAAGCGGAUGUUGGACUGGGAUUGAGACCUCCAGUGCAGACUCUUUUCCUUUCGUUGGUCCUGUGCCAGCCCGGAACGGCCACUACAUCGCUGCGGGAUUCGCUGGACACGGUAUGCCUCGGAUUCUGCUUUCAGCUGCUCACAUCACGCCUCUUGUCUUAGAGUCGCUUAAUGUAGAGUACAGCCAGCCGCUUCUUGCUGCGUCGUUUCCUCCCUUGCCUCAGCCUUUCCAAGUAACCGCGGAACGGGUUGAACGGCUUCAAAAUACGAACAUUGCUGCAAUUGCUGAAUCCUACAAGCAAAGCUGCGAAGAGAGUGCGAAAAAGCCAUUUUGUAAUACAGAAAGGGCGAUAUUAAAGCUCUAA